AUGUCGGCCGACCAGACCAAUACAAAAGAAGAAAAAGACGACAAAGCAUACGAGCAGCGACACGUGCACGACGUGUACCAGCAAAUCGCAAGCCACUUUUCCUCAACGCGCUACAAGCCGUGGCCGAUCGUCGAACGAUUCCUACAAAGCCAGCUCCCGGGCUCAAUCGGACUAGACGUGGGCUGCGGAAAUGGCAAGUAUCUGACCGUGAACCGCGAUGUUUUUAUCAUUGCAUCGGAUAGGUCUGACGCGCUGGCCAGAAUCGCAGCCCAGCAUCAUCCACACUCGACCGUCGUGGCGGAUAUCCUGAGCCUGCCGCAUCCCGAUGCGGUCUUUGACUUUGCGAUUUCCGUGGCUGUUGUGCACCAUUUGUCCACCGCGGAGCGCAGGGUGCAGGCUGUAAGAGCUAUUUUGCAGUGUCUUGCACCGGAAAGCAGCAACCCCCCAAAAGAGGGAGGGACGGCGCUGAUAUAUGUCUGGGCGCUGGAACAAAAGGCAAGCCGGCGCGGCUGGGACAAGGGCGAUCAGCAGGAUGUCAUGGUUCCAUGGGUCCUGCGCAGCAACAGACCGGCUGCUGCUGCUGCUGCUGACACACCCGAGCAGGUGUUUCAUCGAUACUACCAUCUGUACCAAGAAGGCGAACUCGAGAGGGACAUUUGCGCGGCGGGUGGCCGCGUGGUGGAAUCGGGUUAUGAAAAGGACAACUGGUGGGCCAUAGCCACCCGUCCCGAGUCUUUUUCGGAGUAA
Talaromyces rugulosus is the source of this 747-nucleotide messenger RNA. RefSeq lists its product as uncharacterized. Gene Ontology annotation, molecular function: S-adenosylmethionine-dependent methyltransferase activity; tRNA binding. The transcript is spliced from 3 exons. The record is from RefSeq and is a predicted model, not a curated record. NCBI's taxonomy places the organism in Eukaryota, Fungi, Ascomycota, Eurotiomycetes, Eurotiales, Trichocomaceae. Gene Ontology annotation, cellular component: cytoplasm; nucleus. Bases 1 to 747 code for a protein of 248 amino acids. Gene Ontology annotation, biological process: tRNA wobble uridine modification.